Procambarus clarkii (red swamp crayfish) is the source of this 2144-nucleotide messenger RNA. The record is from RefSeq and is a predicted model, not a curated record. Lineage: Eukaryota; Metazoa; Arthropoda; Malacostraca; Decapoda; Cambaridae.
CCUGGGCCAACAUAGAGAUCUGAACUGUAUAUACUGUAUAUAUAUUUUGGUUCUCUUUUUUCCAUACAGAUUCCAUAAUUUUGAAUAUAUUUCAUGCAACAAAAAAGUAUUAGUUUGGUUCUGGCUUCAAUUAUGACAUAAUGUUGAUGAAUGCCAGGAGUAUUUAUCACAGCUCGGGUCAAAAUAUUAAUACAAUCGUAUGAUAUUUUUGAGUAUUUUCCAUGCCUUUAAGUAUUCAGUAUAUCUACCAUUUGAUAAUUUGUUGUUUACUGUCAGUGACUCCGAGGAUCAGUGUCCUCCGCAGCCCAGUCUGUGACCAGGCCUCCUGGUUGGUGGUGUGAUCAAGCAGGCUGUUUGAUGUGGCUGGUCGCAGCCUGGCAUGAGAGCCACAACCUGGUUCAUCAGGUGUAUGUUGAAGAGAGCCUUGCGUUGGAUACAUACUGCCGUCAUGUCAGACAAAUACAACAUAGUUUUUGUACUUGGUGGCCCUGGAGCGGGAAAGGGAACGCAGUGUGAAAAAAUUGUUAAGGAAUUUGGUUAUGUUCACCUCUCGGCUGGAGAUCUGCUUCGGGAAGAGCGGGCCAAGCCAGGUAGUGAGUUUGGAGAGAUGAUUGCCGGCCAUAUCAAGAAUGGUACCAUUGUUCCUGUUGAAAUUACAUGCUCUCUGCUUGAGCGUGCUAUGAAGAAUUGUGAAAGUAAUGACUUCUUAAUCGACGGUUUUCCACGCAACCACAACAAUCUAGAAGGUUGGAAUAAGCAGAUGGGAGAUAAAGUCAAUCUUAAAUUUGUACUUUUCUUCAAUUGCCCUUUGGAAGUGUGUACCCAGCGUUGUCUUGAUAGGGGAGCAGCUGGUUCAGGGCGUACCGACGACAACAUCGAGUCCUUAAAAAAGCGCUUUGACACCUAUAUGAAUGCCACAAUGCCCAUCAUUAACCACUAUGAGGCAUUGGACCUUGUACGCACAAUUGAUGCUUCGCGAUCUCCUGAAGAAAUUUUUGAAGAUGUGAAGAAACUCUUUAGCUAAAGUAAGUGCAAUAACCAGUGAAGAAUGUAAUCAUAACAGAUUUCAAAUGGGGUUGUAAUGGUUAUUUUAGUUUUCAAAUGAACUGCAUGAUUCCAGUAGUAUCAAGAUGUAAGUAGCUAUGAUGGCAGAAUUCCAGGUAGAUUUGUUGGAACUUUGGAUAUGUGGUACAAUAAUUCAUACUCAGUCCUUCAAUAUAUAUAUAUAUAGUUCAUUUUAUUCGUUAAGAUAAAUCUAGUUGAGAGUAGAUUUUAUUGAAGAUAAUGUUUUUAUCUGUAAGUGCAUCAGCAAAUCUAGAUUUUAUGAGGUCCUUACAAGUUGAGACGUUACCUCCUAUAUAGUCUGCUUGCACACUGUUGUUUGUUUACAUAAUUGUUAAUAUUUGCUCACUUUAACCAGCUGAUGUUUUAAUCUACAAGUAUUUUAUGGAUAUUACUGUACCUGCUUCUUAGUAAUUUUUGUAUUUAUGAUUCUUCCUAUACUGUAUUAAGCAUACAUAAUAAUUUUAUUACUACCUCCACUUAUUUAUUCUUACAAGUGUUUGUCAGAUGCUGUAAUACAGUAAGUCACUUGGCACUUACAUUUUGUUUAAAGGCAUUGCCAGAGCCAGAUAUUCAUACUGUGUUAGAUGUGUAGGUGACGCACUUGACAUGCUCUGCGUGUGAUGAAACAGUGUCCAUGUUGUUGUGUAGUUAGUUAAAUAACUAACUGGCUUUGCUACUUGUCUGUUUCAUGUCUUGUAGCCAAUGCUACCUAUAGUAUUUCCUAGGUUCCUACUAAAUUGCAAAGUUACUUGAAUGUUUUGGCAAGGGUUCUACUGAGUGGCCAGGUUCUUCUGAAUGGCUAGGGUCUACUGACUGGCUAAACCAGUUCGUGUAUUGAAUGAUAUUCAUAUGAUCGCUUAAAUGCUUUUACAAUGAUUAUGUAUUAAAAAAUGUGACUUACAUUUUCAUUAUGCUGUACAGUAUUUAAUUGUUUUAGUAGUUACAUGGAGGAGUCGUAUAGAUUUAAUGUUAAAAAUGUUGAUAUUUAAUGUGCACGUUAUUAUGUGAAGUUAUUGAAUAACACAUCAGUUAUGUGUAUUUCUUGAACAAAGAUAAAAUAAUAAAAUAUAUUACAGAUA